UUCUGCAGGGCCAGACCCCUGAGCCACACAUACACAAAGACAGAAAGACAUUGUAGUUCUUGUGGACGUAAAAACAAGCUGCAUCCCACUGAAAUGGAGAUCUCUAGUUUCCGGCAUCCCGUCUCCUACACUGGAGAAGAGAAGUAUGAGAUGCUGGAGUUGAACAGGAGGCUUGAAUCAUACCUGAACCAUGUGAAGUUCCUGGAAGAAGAGAAUCAACUUCUUUGGGGAGAAAUUCAGGCCAUGCGGCGGAAUCAAGACAAUGGAGGCCAAAGGAAAGCUCAGGAGGAGGCACUCAGUCUAGCUAGAAAAGAACUGCAGAAUGCAUGGAGAGAGAAGGAUUGUGUGGAACUCGAGGUCAGUAACAUGCUGGAGGAGAUUAAGGAGCUGAACAUACUGAGACAAAAAGAGAAGUCUGCACAGGCUGAGGCUAAGAGAAAACUUGAAGAAAGCCGGAAGGCAUUGGAGGAUGAGAGGAGGAUGCAGCUCUGGCUGAGAGAGGAAGCUGCUCAUCUUGAGAAAGAGGUCUCUUUACAGAUACAGUCUAAUCAGGAAGAUCUUGUAGCAGUAAAGUCUUCAUGUGCCUUUUCGAAACCUGUGCAAAUGGCUCCUCAGCACAUCCAGACUCUAAAUCUCCAGGGCCUAGGGGAAGAGUACUCGCAGAGAGCAGCGCAGGCCUGGCAUGAAGCAGCAAGUGUGUACCAGGUACAGAUGAAAAAGCUAGAGGAGAGCCUGGACCAGACCAGGGCUCACAUGACACUCAUCAAGCAAGAGAAGAAGAAGAGUCAACUACAGAUGCAAGAUUUAGCCAGAGAGCUGCAAAGUGCAAAGGCCAAGAGAGAACUGAUGGAGAAAAACAUAGUACAAAUGAAACAGAAGCAGAAUCAAGACCUUCAACAGCUUCAGGCUCACGUGGAGGCUCUGGAGGCAGAGAAAAUGGAUCUUGGGGGGGAGAUGGGUGAUCUGUUGGUAGAGAGCCGCAGUCUGCUCCAGAUGAAGAUGUCUCUGAGCCUCGAGGUGGCCACUUACAGAGCUUUGCUGGACAGUGAAAGCCUGAGAGUUAACAACCAAUCAGCAAAUAAGAGGAGCCACACAGUCUCAAUUUUAGAAGGAAUCGCCAAGUCCCCUGGGAUUCCUCCAGGCACUCAGGCCAUCACUUCCUGUCUGCUCAGUAGUCCACUGAAUACAAGCUCCAGAUCAAUCACCUAUAAAGCCAACCUUAUGACUCCAAGUCCUACUUGGAACCUGACACUAAAAACUCCACAAGAGACACUCAAGAGACCUCAGACCACUAUGGAUGAUGAAGCCAUUGUAAGAGUAGAGAAGGAAAAGCUAGAAACAUCUUCAUCUACAUCAAAAAAGCACCUGCCUGAAGCUAGCGCUAUUGAUAAUUAUAGAGCUGAAGAGGAAGCAAACUCUGUUGCUUCUGUUUCUUUUUAUGAAGCCCCUAAAUAUUUAGAUGAGCCUGAUUCUAUACUUACAGUUAAAGAAGAUGUGCAAGAAGUUCUUAAAGCAGAACCUGGAUCAGUUUUGUUUACUGCUAAUGAGAUUACCUUGCCAGCUGGACAUCCCCAAAGUCCAGAGAGUGUGUCCUCUGUUCAGCCCAUUGAGGAAGCAGAGAGUUUAGAGGAUGGUGAUGAAGAGGAAACUGAGGUAUCUACGGAAAUGGCUAAAAUAUCCCAUGCACCUGUCUCUGCCUGGGAGGAAAAUGAGACCAUUAAACCAGAGGAGAGAGAUGUCGUCUCUGAACUACAGUUGGGGUUAGAAAAAGUUGCUGAAAAUAUUAAACAAGAAUUUAGAAUAGAUGCUAAUCAAGCAGAAUUACAGAUGCUUGCUGAUAACACUAACACUCUUGCUUCACUAUCAUGCCAAGAAAUACCACAUUUGUCUGCAGAUACAUAUAGCCCAGCUGAGGAGGACAGUGAAAUUCUAACCUGGGCUGAUGUAAAGGAAGAUGUUAUAUAUUUUGUUGAAGAAGAGUCACAAAUGAGUGCACCAGAAGCAGAUAGAGUGUCAGGAAAUGGAGUUAAAGAUGUGAAAGAAAAAAUGGAAGUAGAGCAAACUGAAUGGCCUGAUAUUAAAGCGCUGGAAGGUCAAGAGUUAGAUAUUCAAAUGCAAGAAGAGGAGAAUAAAACCGAGCAAGAGAAAAAAGAGGAACAGAGUAAAGAAGGUGAAUUGAAAAAUGAUGAAGAGGAACAUUUGAUAGAAGAAGUAAUUGAAGAAAACUUUGUUGAAAAGAAAGAAGUGUUAAUGAUGGAUACAUAUGAAAAAGGUAAUUUAGAAGGUGAAAAAGCUGAAUUAGUAAUGAAUGCCUAUGAAAAUGAUGAUCUGGUUGGUGAAAAAGCUACCUUCGAGAUAGAUCAGUUAAUUGAACAUAAUGCAGUAGAGGAGCAUGGAGAGAGUGAAGAAGAUGAGUCAUUAAACAUCUCUGCAUCAUGGAAAACUGACCCUGGUGAGGCAAACAGCUAUGCUCAGGAGAAUACACUAGCAGACACUCGUCCCCUCAUACACUACAAGAGUGAUGAAGAGACAGAUGCCAACAUCCUAAUCUCCCAUGUGGGUGUGAGUGAACCUACUGACAGUGAGGAAGAGAGGGAGAAACAUGACGGAGCCAGCCAUUGGAGCCAGAUAGUCGCCAAACGCUUUGACACCAUGGAGGAUCUUUCUGAGGAGCCAGAGCUAGGCAGCAUGGAUGACAUAGAUAUCACAGAUGAAUCAGUUCAACCCGAGUUAAAAGAGAGCAUGUAUAAUGAGUCAGCAGUUCAAAAUGAAAGUGGUGACAUGGACAGCCAUGUCAAAUCACUAAUGGAUGAGGCUUUGGUAGAUCAAUCAGAAAGUGAGCUUAAGAAUAAUAGUAAUGAGAACAGCCAGAGUGAGGAGGAGACAAAGAUUGAGAACUACCAUCUGUCAACAGGCCUGUCUGACAAACAGGAAGAGAACUUGCUCCCUGGAGAAAUCCUUGAAACCGGGGAGGUGAAUGAGCAGCAGACAUUUCUUACAACACAGGACAAUAUCAGUGAUGAUGCUAUAACAAACUACAAGGACAGAGCAGAAAACUGGAAUAAAGAAUCUGGAGAGAUGAAUCCAGAGGGUGAGAGUGAAGACAAGGAGUAUUUUGACACUCCAUUGUCUGAACCAGCUGAAGAACAAGCUCUUGUAGAAGAACCUUGUGAAGAGGUGUCGACAGAGAUUAAACAAUCGGACAUAGUUUUAUUUGAAACUGCUGUUAAUGAAGAACAAGACUGUCCAAAAGAGGAAGAUGUGCAGUCAAACCUGUCAAUGCUCACUCAUGCAGAUUUUACAGAUGAAUUUUCUCUACACAGUCAUCCAGAAAGCCAGGCCAGCACUAAUGACUCAGAUCAGGAAGAACCUAAUAGUUCUGAGGAUGAAUCUCCAAAUGCAAGCCAGUGUUCUCAGAUGCUUUCCCAAACUGAUAUGCAGACACAGCAGGUAGACCAAGACAUUGCAACUACUAUGGAUGUAGUUUCUAACACUAAUCCAUUUUUUAAAGACAUUUUCUCAGGUGAGCUGGGAGAGGAAAGCUCAGUAAGUAACGCUGCUCAAACUGAAAAAUUGGAAACCAAAGAGGAACAGCAGUAUGUUGAGGACAAUAAUAGUGAUAUGACAGGAGAAAAUGCUGACAGCCUUCCACAAGAAUUAGAGAAUUUGGGCCAUGAAAUUACAAGUGCAUCCAACAGCACUGGAGAAGAAUUUGGUGAUGUGGAAAUUGAGGACAGGGAAGGAAACAUUGACAUUUUCCAAAGAGAGGAGCUAAAAGAAGAAUGUCAGACUAAUGAAAAAGAAAAUGACCUUCACAGCUUUUUUAGCUCAAGCAUAAAGGAGGACAUUUGGAGUGCAACAAAUUAUGAGAUGGCUGCUACAUAUGACCCAAAUGACCGAACAGAGACUAAGAGGUAUGACAGCACAGAUCCAAACCAGACUAUGGCCUUGGGAGAGGACUGGGGAAACCUUGAAAGACUAUCCCCAAUCAACAGCAAACCUGAGAAAGACAUGGGCACAUGUGUAGCUCAAUCGGUGGAGGAGGAAGAGGAGAAGAUACCAAAGGCCAAACAGGUACAAUGCAAAGAUGUGAAAGAUGAAAAUGGGGAGCCUGUUCAUGCAGAGGAUUCUACUGAUGGUGAUUCUUGGUCUUCUGGUGAAGAAUAAAUCCAUUCUUCAAUCUUUACUCUUCUAAUAUUGGCGUACAGCGCAGAAUGAUAAGCGGUAUAAAACUGUGAGAAGUAUAACGAUUGCAUUUUUGUGCCUUGGGGAAAAAAUGCUUUGUCUUGAUUGAUAAGUAUUAGUGCAUCUCAUUCCAAUAAUCUGUCACAUGUUGUUAUACUUAUUAUUAACUUUGACACUGAUGUCUACAUUUUUAUUUGAAACAAAUACAGAUAGCCCCUUUAAACCAUAUAUCACAAUAAACCAUAUUUAAGUUGCCUCCA
This is a messenger RNA of Silurus meridionalis, 4445 nucleotides long. RefSeq names its product nestin (gene nes). Bases 94 to 4167 code for a protein of 1357 amino acids. The transcript is spliced from 4 exons. Gene Ontology annotation, biological process: positive regulation of intermediate filament depolymerization. Gene Ontology annotation, molecular function: CCR5 chemokine receptor binding; intermediate filament binding. Gene Ontology annotation, cellular component: intermediate filament. The record is from RefSeq and is a predicted model, not a curated record. Lineage: Eukaryota; Metazoa; Chordata; Actinopteri; Siluriformes; Siluridae.